This is a messenger RNA of Perca fluviatilis (European perch), 3056 nucleotides long. RefSeq lists its product as uncharacterized. The coding region runs from base 207 to 1274 and encodes 355 amino acids. The record is from RefSeq and is a predicted model, not a curated record. Lineage: Eukaryota; Metazoa; Chordata; Actinopteri; Perciformes; Percidae. The transcript has 8 exons.
AAAGCUUCAAACAUGUGGACUUUCUUUACACAACAAGCUUUUCUCUGACUAAUCAGAAAGACUCUCAGAGCUCAAACCACAAUCCUUCCUCCUUCUUCUGACUAAUGGCGCCAUCUUGUGACGGACAUACAUUACUGUAUCUGGCUUUCAGUCCUCUGGCUAGUCAUGUGUUAUAAGAACCACAGAAGAAGGAGAAGAUGAUGUAGAUGAUGAUGAAGAUGAUGAUCAGCAUCUUGCUGCUCAUCAUCAUGCUGACCUCCUGUGUCUCUGGAACAUUUGUAGUGAAUGUGACCCAGAGCUCCUAUCAGGCAGAGGAGAACCAGGACAUCACACUGGAGUGGACCUUCACCACCAACAAUCACACUUCCUACAACCCUCUUUAUAUCUUGUGUGAACUGUUAACUGAUCUCAGACCCUUAGGUCUGUUUUAUCUCCAUGGAGGAGUUGAGGUCCCAGAGUUUCAGGAUGAACAGUUUGCAGGACGAGUCCAGUGGGACAAAGACGUCUUCAGAGAAGGACGACUCAGACUUCAUGUGUCCAGACUCAGGACUAAUGAUUCGGGACUGUAUGUGUGUAAAGUGUUCACGAGUUAUGGGUUGAGCUCUGGUAAAUGUUGGCUCAAUGUCUCUGGAGAGCAUCGUCUCACCUGUCCUCAGACCAUAGAGGCAGCAGAAGGAGAUGAUGUCAUUAUACAGUGUGGUCUGGACCCCCCCGUCGACUUGUCUGACUACACGCUGGAUGUGGCGAGACUCGACCUCGGUGACGAUGAUGGUGAUGUCUACUGCUAUCGAAGAGGAAAGGACCAACAGGAUGACCAGAUGGAUCGAUACAGAGACAGAACAACUCUCAACCAUGAAGACCUGAUCAGAGGCAUCGUGACUCUGAAGAUCUCCUCAGUAACUCUGUCUGAUAGUGGUCCAUACAAAGUCUACGUCCCAGACCUUAGAGCCAGUUUUAUCGUUAACAUCACUGUUGCACCCAAAGGCCAAGUGAGCGAGACCACAACUAGACCUCCAGCUACCAGUCCUGACUCUGCAAAGGAGGAAUCUGACUGGAUAAUAGUGUUGGCCUGUGUCUGUGGUGUUGUUGGUCUUCUUCUUCUCCUGGUGAAACGUGGAGUCAUCCAGAGUUGCAUCGAGAGGCUCAGAGGAAGGAAGGAGCAAGAACCAGAGACAGCAGGGAAUGGAUGUGAGAUGAAAAACCUGAACAUGGAAGCAGCAAAAGGAGAUGAAGACCUGGAGAGAGCUGCAGGAAAUGGAAACGUCUUACUGUAGGAAACCUCUCUGAGAGCUUGAAUUCAACUUUAUUUAUAGUAUCAAAUCAUAACAAGAGUUAUCUCAGGACACUUUACAGAUAGAGUAGGUCUAGACCACACUCUAUAGUUUAUAAAAAGCCCCAACAAUGACAGAUGCAGUAUUAGAAUAGAUGCAGAUAAAGGUUUUACACAACUCAGACACAACCUGGAUCAUAAUAAGGAGUCCUUUUGGUCCUGAUGCAGUAUUAGAAAAGGAUCUUUACAUAAAUCUUCUGAGCUGGUCAACAAUAAGCCCCCGAACAAAAUCAUAUUAACAACAUCCAGGAUGGUUUAUUACACGGCUGCUCACUAAAGAAAUCAAACAUUUUACACAUUUUACACAAAUAUUGAUUUAAAGGCCGAGCUGCAGGGUUCAUUUUCCAACAAAUUUGUGCAACUUGCUUGUUGGUAAAUAAAUGUAAACUGUUUUCCGUUGUAUUUGAUGUUGUUGGGUAUCACAAAACAGAAUAUAAUAUGAAAAAGUAGGUACUAUUUUACAGAGGUUUACUGUGAUUCUCCUUUCCCCCACAAUGCAUUGCAUUACGUCCCCUUGGGGAGACGACAGACCAAAGCCCGCCUUGAGACCCAUAUUUUUAUUAGUUGUCAUUUAGUUACCAGACGGAGAGGACUCCUUUUAGUACCCGGGGUAUUCCUGCAUGUACUGUAACUAUGCUGUACUUCAAUACAACUGUAAGGUACUUUUAAUGGAGUAUUUUCUAUUUUCAUUGUACGUUUUACUUCUCUAUUUUUAUAGCUUAGCAUAUGUAUGUAUCCACCUUAACCCGGGUUAGGUUGGGACUCUUAAUAUCAGGGACAUAAAGAACGCUGCUUUCCAUCCUUUAACAACAUUCAAAGUAACUUGAAUCUCACACCUUAACCCGGGUUAGAUCACCUAGAAGCUUUGGCCCUUAUUUUUACCGUCUGUGGCCUUAACCUCACCGUGAGUUGGGACUCUUAAAGGAGAAAAUAAUUCAACACGUAGCUCUGUUGUUUGUGGUCACGGAGGUCUGUCAGUAGCGAGAAAACUAAACUAAUCAGCGUUGCCUACACCGAGUUCUCCUCCUGCUCCAGUUAGCACCCAGGAGGCUGAAACGGGGCAGGUUUUAAACCUGCUUUUAGCCUCUGAACAUGUUGGAGAUGUAAUUACAAGUGCCUAGACAUGAGAACUGAUUCCUUCUGAGUGAACACAGUGAAUAUGACUGCAGUAGAUGUGAAAGAAAUACAUAAAAGUCGUGUUAAUUCAGCCAGUGCACAUACCUCUGUUUUGUUCUGGUGUUCUGGUGAAGUCCACACAAGUCGAUUGUCGAACUCAUACAAUCCAUUAUUCCAAAAACAUAUCGGGGACAUAACGAAAGCUGCUUUCUAUCAUUUAAAACUAUCCAAAGUGACUUGAAAUGACAAUUAGUGAACAGAACUGCUGUAUGAUGACGCAGGAUUUUAUUUGCUGCACUUUCUUUUGGCUUUUGUUGAUGUUGCACUUUGUUAAAACAUAUUGUAUUUAUCUGAUUCAUACUUGGAUGUACGAAGCCAAACUUAAUGUUCAACUGUAGAACUUAUUCCACCUUAAAUCUUAUUUUUAAAUGCCUACAUGCUCAAGCUGCUUUUCUCUUAACCGAAUGCAUUUGUUACAAAACACCAGCACCAUGUAUCUUUAUGGAUGUAUUUGUGAUAUUUUUAAUGUAUUUGUGUAUGUACUUUACCUUUUUAACUAUUCUAUUUGUAUAUCCUUCUUCUUAAAGCUAAAUAAAGUCUUUAAAAAGCC